AGAGCACAAAAUGUCAGGUGAAGAUUAUUGAGGAGGAGCUGCUAAAGGUAACUCAGACAGCACACGAGUUCCAGGUGAAACUGAGGGGUUACAAUGAAGAGGUCAAGAAAACUGCUGAAUUGGAGCAGAAGAACAAAACACUGGCAGCGAACAUAACCACUUACGAAAAAGACAUCAGGAACCUAAAAUCUGAGCUGAACUCCAUUUCCAGUGAGAGAAACACCAUGAAACAGAAGGUCCAGGAGCAGAAGAUGGAAAUCAAUGAGGUGAAUCUGACCUUGAGAAAAACCAUGGGAGAGCUGCAGAAAGAGAAUGGUGAGGUGCAGAAAUAUGCCAACAAAAUGAAAGAGCUUGAAAAUGAACUUUUGAAGUGCAAGCAGUCCAUGAAAGGAUUAACUGGAAACUCAGAGAAGAUUACGGUGAACCUGAAACAGGACAUCAUCUCUCUGCAAAGGGAAAAACAAAUGGCUGACCAGAAACUGUUGACACUGAAGGGAGAGUUUGAAGGUCUGAGUGCCACCUUGAGAAGAACCAAAGAUGAGCUUAUGAAUGUAACCCAGGAAGCAAAUAGCAGUCGUUCUAAAAUGAGAAACCUUGAAGAGGAACUCCAGAAAAACAAAGUAGUCAUAAAAGACAUGGGCUCCACAGUAGACAAAGACACAUCAAACUUCAAACAGGAAAUGAUGGUUCUUCAGAAAGAGAAGACCACAGCACAUGAGAAAAUACAGCAAAUGACAUCAGAAAUGACCGUUCUUCAAAAAGAGAGAAACAUGGUACAUGAAAAGAAUCAGAACUUGAGUUUGGAGAUCUCUCAAGUGAAGAUGCAGUUAGAGCAAGCCCAAGAGGACAUCAAGAAGAGGCAAACACAAACAUCCAGUGCCCACGGUCUGAGUUUGGAGAUCUCUCAAGUAAAAAUGCAGUUAGAGCAAGCCCAAGAGGAUAUUAUGAAGAAGAAAAAAGAAAUAUCCGAUGCACAAGUGAGAUCCAAAAUGCUGGAAGACCAACUUGAAAGUUGCAAACGGAUGCUGGAUGAAUUAAAGGACAAACUAGAAAAGCAGAAAUCUGGCUAUGAAAAACAACUGCACUUAGUCCAGACAGAGAUGCAGCAGAAACUCAUUGUGAGAGAAUCUCGCAUGAAGAUGGAGUUUGAAAAAAAAUCCACAGAGCACUCCCAGAGCACAGAAUCAGCCGAUAGGGACCACAAGCAUCUCCUGCAGGAGAUUGAGAAGCUCAGAGUGUUGCACCACAACUCCCAGAUUUCAAAGCAGGAGACUCAACAACAGCUGGAUUCUCUUCGUGUUGAACUUCAGCAAGCAGAGAAAGAAAAAGGAGCCAUGGAACUUGAGGUGCUCAAAGCAAAAUCCCAAAUAUCUAAUCUGGAGAAUGAAAAAAUCAAGUUGACAUCCAGCUUAACUCAACUGGAUAAUCUUCGCAAAGAAAAUUCUAAAGAGGUUCCACGGCUCAAGCUGACUUUGGGAGAAACUGAUCGAAAGCUUCAGGCUUCUGAGAGGGAGGCAAAAUCCCUCAAAGAAAAAGUUAUUGCCUACAUGGAGGAGGUGAAAACCCAUCAAGAAAAGAUCUUGAAGCUUGAGGUGAGGUUCAGCUCUGAGAGCAAGAGGGUCAAGGAACUGGAAUCUGCAAAUCAUGGAAAUCACAAUUGUCUCAAGGACCAUGAAAUUGCAAAACUGAAGACAGAACUGCAGUUAACAAAGAAUAUUGUGUCAUCAUAUGAAGAGGCAAAGCAAAGUUUGGAGGAUGAACUCAGGAAGAUGAAGGUUGCCUCUGAGGUACAUUUUCAGAAAUACUAAAACAAUCUUUAAUUUGAUUCAGAUCAAUGAAAUAUAUUUGUAAAAUGAACUAUCAGUGUAUCAUUCAUAACUAUGAUUCUCUAGAGAAGAUAAUUUUCUUGUUUAGCUUGUACUGUUAAGUAUUUGUACAGAGAUGUUAAUAAGUAAUAGUAAAGAUUUUUAUGAACACAUUUUAUUUGUAUACCACAAUAUUUCAUUUAAUAGUAUCAAUAAUCUCAUGUCAACAGAUAGCAACUCUGGAGAAGGAUAAAGUACUGGCAGAGCUAAGAAUAAUGAAGCACGACCAAAUGGAAGUCAAUCAAAACAAAACUCAGGAAAAGACCAUGAAGACAAUGACAAAUACGGUCUCAGUGCAUAAUUCAACUGUGCUACAGACACAGUCAAAAGAGACACAGUUCAGCAGCCUAAGUACAACAACAGAGCAGACAGCCACCAUGCGCAAAAGCUCUCUGUCUGAGAAAGGCAAGUCUGGCAAAGGGCAGUCUGUGACAUUCGACAUCACCAGCUCAGGUGCUUCUGCACUUACUAGCAAAGCGACAGAUUCCCCCUCACUUCUGUCACGCAAAGUUCAAGGCCUUAGAGGACGCAUCAGCAUCAAGAAAUUGAUCAAAGUGAAACUGCUGGACAAUGAGACUGCCCUGAAGUUAGAGACAGGGCAGAUGUCCAUGGAAGAAGUACAAGCAUACAUCGCUCAGUUUGUUAGCAAGCCGACAUCCAUCGCUGGGGUUUAUGAUGAGUCUAACAAGAAAACAAUGUCCUUCACUGAGGCCUCGGAGAAAGGGCUCAUUGCAAAGACUUAUGCUAUUGAAUUUCUUGAAGCUCAGGCAGCUACCGGGUGCAUCGUUGACCCAUCCACAGGUGAAACUCACUCUGCUGAAGAUGCGCUUGAAAAAGGGAUCAUUAGCGAGGACCUCAAGGAGAAGCUCACAGAUGCUGAAAAAGCAGCCUGUGGUUAUGCUCAUGGAGGAAAAAUGCUUUCAGUCUUUCAGGCCAUGGAAGAAAGAAUACUUGAUCGCCACAGGGGAAAGAAGAUGAUUGAAGCCCAGAUAGCCACAGGUGGGAUCAUUCAUCCCGUAAUUGGUAUCAGGGUGCCCCUUAGCGUUGCUCUUGAGAAUGGCCUCUUGAACCAGAUCACCUAUCAGACUAUCUAUGAUCCAGUCAGCAACCCCAAGGGCUUUUACAACCCUGAGACAGGCCAGAGGGCUUAUUACUGUGAACUGUUGAAAAUGUGUGUUUAUGAUAUUAUUAGUGGUGUGUAUCUUCUGCCAUUUGGUGGUAAGCAGGGAGCUAAUCCUACUCCUGACAGUGUGCAAGGCAGACUGUCAGUUAUCAACACCUUCAAUGGAGUUGAGAUGUCAGCGUUUGAGGCCUUCAAAGGCAACCAUAUUGACAAGAAAACAUACCUCUUUCUGUCUAGGCAACAAACUGAAUGGCAGGAAACCUCUGUCACUGACUCUAACGGAAGCCCAUUGCAUAUACUAACAGACCUUAAAAGUGGUCGUCAGCUUUGCAUUGAAACGGCUCUUCGUCUUCGAAUCCUUGAAUCAUCAGAACUUACCAAAUACCGGAGUGGCCUCCUUAGCAUAUAUGAGCUUGCAGACCUCUUGAACUCCAGAAAGGUUGUUUUCAAAAUUACGCACUGCCCCAUUGCUGGACUGUGGGACGUUGCUUCCAGAAAGAGACUUUCUAUCCUUAAAGGUCACCAGCUGAACCUGGUGGACAGAUUGACCGCCCUCCGGAUCUUAGAAGCUCAAGCUUGCACCGGGGGCAUUUGUGACCCAGCAUUGGGGGAGCGUGUUGGGAUUGCUGAGGCGAAUCAGAAAGGUCUCCUGACUGACAGCUUUGCACAACUACUCAAACAGUUUGAGCAAGCUUACAAUGGCUUCAUACACCCCCAAACAGGGAAGAACCUAGCAGUGGCCCAAGCCAUGCAAGAAAACCUGUUAUCAAGAGAUGUGGGGAUGAAAUGUUUGGAGUACCAACUCUUUACCGGAGGACUUAUCAACCCUAAAACCCACGAGAGAAUGACUGUGGAUGAGGCUGUCCUUGGCUGUCUGAUAGACAAAGCCACAGCUUCUCAGCUUAAAGAUGAAAAGUCCUUUUCUAAAUCUUUCACCUGCCCAAAGACAAAGAAGAAGAUUAAUUUCAAUGAGGUCAUGGCAAAAGGUGUAUUUGAUGGUCACACUGGUUUCAUGCUGCUUGAAGCUACCAAGCCACAAAGUACGGGGUGUACAGGGGCUUUCCAGUAUAUCUGGAGCUAUCGACAUAUUUAACUUAUCGUUUUUGUGUCGCAAGGGCAUGACUGCCAUCUUUUUAAAAAAAAAUGUAUUACAAUAUGUUCAUGUCUAACUCUCUGUCAUUCCUAAGUGCAAGGGUUGACAACAUGUGUUUUUCAUAUAAUCAGCAAAGUGUUCCUUUUUGUGCCAUGUAAAUAAGUCUCUGUGGUUUGCAAUGGGAAGGUUUUGCCAUUCUUGAAUUUCUAGUAAUAAAGAAACAGUACUUAAAUUUUACUUACCAUGCAACUUUAUCAUGAACCUUUAACAUGAACCAUAAAUGUCGAAUAACCAGUUGCAUUGUUUCCUAUUUACCUUUGUGAAUUUCUUUCCCUGAC
This is a messenger RNA of Clupea harengus (Atlantic herring), 4419 nucleotides long. It is a transcript of the gene dst, whose product is annotated as plectin-like. The record is from RefSeq and is a predicted model, not a curated record. Gene Ontology annotation, biological process: skin development; wound healing; cell-cell adhesion. Gene Ontology annotation, cellular component: focal adhesion; cytoskeleton; cytoplasm. NCBI's taxonomy places the organism in Eukaryota, Metazoa, Chordata, Actinopteri, Clupeiformes, Clupeidae. The transcript has a single exon. Bases 1970 to 4081 code for a protein of 703 amino acids. Gene Ontology annotation, molecular function: microtubule binding; calcium ion binding; structural molecule activity.